Molecule: messenger RNA, 690 nt
Organism: Dreissena polymorpha
Lineage: Eukaryota; Metazoa; Mollusca; Bivalvia; Myida; Dreissenidae
Exons: 1
Coding region: 1-690 (229 amino acids)
Source: RefSeq, a predicted model, not a curated record
AUGCAAGAAAUGAACCUGAUAAACAUUAACACAGAUGCCUUUGUGGGGAAAGUUGAAAAAGAUCUUGGUGAUCUAGGUGAAGCUAAGCUCUACGUAAAAGAAGAUGCCAAACCAGUUGUUUUGCCAGCACGAAAGAUACCAAUCGCCAUCCAAGGCCAAGUGAAACAAGAACUUGACAAGCUUGUAGAAAGAGGUAUUCUUGUUCCAGUCGAAGAGCCGACUGAAUGGGUGAACCACUUGGCCGUGGUACGAAAAUCUUCAGGGAGCCUGCGUAUCUGCUUAGACCCCCAACCUCUAAACAAAGUGCUGAAAAGAAAGCGGUACAGACUUACCACAUUUGAUGAUGUCUUGCCAAAUCUCAACCAGGCAAAGUUGUUCACCAAAAUAGAUGUCAAAGAAGCAUUCUGGCAUAUGCGAUUAGACGAAGAGUCGAGAAAGCUCACAACGAUGAUAAGCCCUUUUGGACGAUUCCGAUGGUCAAGAUUACCAUUUGGGCUAUGUGUAUCAAGUGAGAUCUUUGCGAGAAAGCUAAACGAAGCUUUGAACGGUCUCGAAGGCAUUUUUGUGAUCGCAGAUGAUAUCAUCGUCGUUGGCUGCGUUGAAACAGAACAAUCAGCAAAGUCGGACAAUGACCGCAAACUGAAAUCACUUGCAAAACGAUGCUCAGAACAGAACAUUAUUCUGAACUAA